AUGCAAUCUCAAUCUUCCCCUUAUCUUCCUGUAGCUAAAGCAACUUAUACAUCUAUACGAACCAUGAGUAGCUUGACACCAUUAUCCCUAAAGUUCAAGAUUGGAAUGGGUCUCUUGGCGACAUAUACUUCAUUUGAACUUUAUAUGCAUCUUAGAACUCAGUAUCUAAUUCGAAGUCGUCAUCGUGAAUAUGAGAAAUUUAGAGCCAAUAAUAAAGAUCUCAAAGAUUUAGAUAUUAGUAAAUUCAAAUCAGAACUGGUGUCAGGAAUGUUUGUUAAUCCAUUUGAAGAAUAUCGACCUCAAACUGCAUUUGAAUUCAUAUUUGUAAGGAUCAUGGAACUUGUUGAAAGUAUUUAUGGUAGUAGAAUUGAAAUUCAUCAAAAGUUACCACAUCCUCAUGAUGGUGCUGUUGAGGUUGAAGAUCUUUUAAAAGUAUUUAAACCUGAUUUAGAACGAUUUAGAAACAAUUCUAAAAUCUUUCAAGAAUGUUGUGAAAAGAAUGAUUUUAAACCGUUGUUUACAGAAGCUAGUAAAUCUUGGUUAUUAGCUAAACCAACUUUACCUUCAUUAAAUCAACAAUUAUUAUUCUCAUGGUUAGGACAAUCAUGUACAUUUUUCCAAAUUGGUGGUAUUAAUUUCUUAACGGAUCCAAUUGUAAGUGACCAUUUAAUCACCCCAAAAAUUGGACCUAAAAGAUUAACAAAAUCAGCAAUGACAUUUGAAGAUAUUGAAUAUGCAUCAAAUGACAAUCUUAAUUUUGUAUUAGUAUCACAUGACCAUCCAGAUCAUUUAGAAUAUGACUUAGCUAAAAAGAUUAGAAAUGAAACUACUUGGAUUGUACCAUUGGGAUUAAAGAAGAAAUUAAACAGAAAGGGGAUCUAUCGAGUAAUUGAAAUGGAUUGGUGGGAUACACUAGAUAUCACAAAAUAUAUAUCAAAUCAUGAAAAUUUCCCCGGAAAAUAUGAAAUAGAAUGUGUACCUUCAAUGCAUUGGUCAGGAAGAUAUGUAUUUGAUUCGAACAAAUCAUUAUGGUGUUCAUACGUUAUAAAACGGAAUGGAGAGUCAAUAGUAUAUCAUGCCGGAGAUACCGGAUAUCUGAAGGAACUUUUUGAUGUAAUUGGUAGCAAAAUAGGACCUGUAACGCUCGCAUUAUUACCUAUUGGACAAUAUUGUCCUUCAUGGCAUCAAAAACCAAGACAUAUCUCCCCGGAAGAAUCACUCAAGAUUUGUUCACAUUUAUCAGCUACGUUUAUGAAGGGGAUUCAUUGGGGGACAUUUAAAUUAAGUAGUGAACCUAUCUUAGAACCAAGGGAGACAUUGACUGAAUUAUCGGAAAAGUUGGGGAAAUCAGCAUAUUUUAGGGUGCCUGAGUUUGGGUUGACAUAUCUAUAUGACCUUCAAAACAAGACAGAAAUAGAAAUUCACGUCUAA
Molecule: messenger RNA, 1431 nt
Organism: Hemisphaericaspora subhashii
Lineage: Eukaryota; Fungi; Ascomycota; Pichiomycetes; Serinales; Debaryomycetaceae
Product: N-acetylphosphatidylethanolamine-hydrolyzing phospholipase D
Exons: 1
Coding region: 1-1431 (476 amino acids)
Biological process (GO): N-acylethanolamine metabolic process; N-acylphosphatidylethanolamine metabolic process
Cellular component (GO): cytoplasm; membrane-bounded organelle
Molecular function (GO): N-acylphosphatidylethanolamine-specific phospholipase D activity; zinc ion binding
Source: RefSeq, a predicted model, not a curated record